Brachypodium distachyon (stiff brome) is the source of this 3893-nucleotide messenger RNA. RefSeq names its product DNA annealing helicase and endonuclease ZRANB3. Bases 123 to 3584 code for a protein of 1153 amino acids. Gene Ontology annotation, molecular function: endonuclease activity; ATP binding; ATP-dependent chromatin remodeler activity. The transcript is spliced from 25 exons. NCBI's taxonomy places the organism in Eukaryota, Viridiplantae, Streptophyta, Magnoliopsida, Poales, Poaceae. Gene Ontology annotation, cellular component: nuclear replication fork. The record is from RefSeq and is a predicted model, not a curated record. Gene Ontology annotation, biological process: DNA repair; replication fork processing.
CGCCGUCGCUUCCCCCUUCGUCCCCUCCCGCUGAAACGGCCGUUGCUUUCUUCUGACAGAACCCGCGCGGCCGCGCCUCGAUCCACAACCCUAGUGUGUGGGCGUAGGCGUGAGCGUGGCACAUGGAGACCACGGCAGGGCCCGCGGUGCUCACGGAUGAGCAGCGCCGGCGCAUCGAGGCCAACCGCAUCUCUGCCAUCGAGAGGCUCAAGCGCUCGGCCGCCGCCGCCGGCUCCACUGCUGACGCCGGCGUGUCCAGGCUCGCCAAAUGCCCAAGAAUCGCUCCUCCUCUGCCCCCGCGUCCUUGCCCGCCGCCUGCGCCUCUGACGGGGUUCCUGGCGGUGUUGGAGGUCUGCAGCCCCGACGAGUUCCAGGUGACGGUGGGUCCAGCGGAGGGCGCCGCCUUCCCCGGGGAGAGCGAGUGCCUCCGUGCCGUUGAGGAUUGCGUCGCUUCGGCUGUACCAUUCUGUACAACACAAAGUCAGAGCGGUCAUGUUUCUUCUGUCUUUAAGCUCGUUCACUAUGAGCUGGUCUUAAAAUGCUUGAAGAAGUUGCCUGGAAUUGUUGUGCAAGAUAUACCUUAUAGAACAAGGCGUGCUGUUCAAAAUUGUGGCACAAACUGGGCUUCUGAUAAAGAAGUUAAUGAUCUUCUUACAAAGCUACCAGAUCAUUUACGAGAUGCACUCCUACCCUUUCAACUUGAAGGUGUGAAAUUUGGGCUUCGGAGGCGUGGGCGCUGCCUUAUUGCAGAUGAGAUGGGGCUUGGCAAGACUCUCCAGGCGAUUGCAAUAGCUUGUUGCUUCAAAGAUGAGGGCUCUCUAUUGAUAGUAUGUCCAGCUGUUCUGCGUUAUACUUGGGCAGAGGAACUGGAACGCUGGGAUCCUUCAUUUCUGCCAAAAGAAAUCCAUCUCGUGUUUGGUCGACAAGACAGUCUUGAAUAUCUAGAUGCUUGUCCGAAGGUUGUUGUUAUUUCAUACAAGAUGCUAAGCCGCCUUAGGAAAAGUAUGGUUAAUAGGAGAUGGGCAUUGAUGAUCAUUGAUGAAUCCCACAACAUACGCUGCACAAAGAUGAAAGAAGAAAAAAAUGAGACAAAUGCUGUACUGGAACUAGCUCCUAAUAUCAACCGCAUUGUGCUGCUCUCUGGAACACCCUCUUUGUCAAGACCUUUUGACAUCUAUCACCAGAUCAAUAUGUUAUGUCCUCAUUUGCUUGGAAGUGAUAAAUUUGAGUUUGCAAAGAAAUAUUGUUCACUUCAUGUUGCUCGAAGUUCGCAGGGUAAAAUUUACCAGGACUUUUCAAAGGGUGUGCGAUUGACAGAGUUAAAUGUUUUGCUCAGUCAGACUCUCAUGAUUAGGCGCUUGAAGGAGCAUUUGUUGAAUGAACUACCCCCCAAGCGCCGACAGAUUAUUAGAUUGAAGUUGAGGGCAUUAGGUUUCAAGACAACUAUGGCCUCUUAUAUCCAAGAGAUGGACACUGGCACAUAUAGUAGUUCUGAUACUCCUACAGUUGCCACAUCCGAGAAAAGCAAUGAUUAUGAAGCAGAAGUGGGAGAAGAUGAUGUUUGCAAGAAAUCUCCAAGGCAUUUCUCUCAACAGGAAAUUGGCAUUGCAAAAAUACCUGGGUUUAGUGAGUGGUUCUCAAAUCAUUUGAUACAUGACAAUCCAGACUCCCAGUCUAGUUGCCAGAAAACAAUAAUUUUUGCCCAUCACUUGAAGGUUCUAGAUGGAGUGCAGGUGUUUCUGUGUGAGAAGGGGAUCAACUUCGUUCGCAUUGAUGGUAGCUCACUUCCUAGAGAAAGGAAAGAAGCUGUUGAUUCUUUCCGUUCAAAUCCAGAGGUGAAGGUUGUGGUAAUUGGAAUUACUGCUGGUGGUGUUGGUUUAGACUUUUCAUCUGCUCAAAAUGUUGUUUUUCUGGAGCUCCCAAGAUCAUCUUCAGAGUUACUUCAGGCUGAGGACAGAGCUCAUAGGCGUGGUCAAACAAAUGCGGUCAAUAUAUAUAUCUUUUGUGCAAAGAACACAUCAGAUGAGUCACAUUGGCUUCACUUAAACCAGAGUUUGUUCCGUGUCUCAUCUGUGAUGAAUGGGAAGAAAGAUGCGAUACGAGAGAUCGAGGUUGAUCAAGUUUACCACCUUGGGGAAAUCAGCAACACCAAGGAGAAAACACAGCAUGAGUCUUUGGAGAAUCAUGAUCCAGGCUCUAAUGAUGGAUCAAAAGAGCUUUUAGAAAGUGACACUAUGUCCAUCAACUUUGUUCCUGGCAUUAGCGAUAUGGAAUUUGAGUGGGAUUUCACUAUUAGGUCGAUCCCUCUAAACUUUGAGGAUGAAAGCCUUCAUUCAGUCAUGCAAUAUAAUACAGCUCUAACAGCACAUGAAGCUACAGUUUGCAAUAGUUUUUCUAUUUCACCAAAUGCGUUUUGCUAUUCAGUUCCAAGCUCUAAAUCCAUAAAGGCUCGUAGGAGGAUUUCUGAAAGUCCUGGGACUAUUUCAGAUGGUCAUAUUCAAGUGGAGUAUCUGCGUUUUGAGGUUAGCCAUCACACAGGUCGAAUCCACUUGUACAUUUGUGUUCCAGGACAUGAUUCAAGACCUAGACCACUUUUUCAGAAUUUUCUGCCAGAGGAAGUACAAUCCCUAUGCUCUAGCAGUGUUAAGAAAGCAAGUAGACAGCUAUUGAAGAGCAAUCCAACAUUUUGCAAUAUGUUCAAGGAUUUUUUUAAAGAAUGGUUAGCACUAAGGCCAAUUGAUCAGAGGAAACUGUUGGGGAAACCGUUACAGAUUCCAUUGAGUGUUGAGUUGUGCUAUCUGAAAAAUAGCAUCAACCACACCACACAAGGGUUGAUUAAAGGGGGGAGUAAGAGGCGUAUAACUCCAUUGAGUGUUAUUAGUGACCCUUUGCCUGAAAAUGCUGAAUGGAGAAAGGUGGUUUUACAUAAUGGUACAACUAAAGAGAAAGAGUACACUCAAGGUUGGACUGCUGAUGAUGAGCCUCUCUGCAAACUAUGUCAAGGACUUUGCAAAGGAAAUCUUGCGAAAUCACCUGAGUAUUUUGAAGAUCUAUUCUGUUGUCUGGACUGCUUCCAGAAUUAUAGAUUGAGAACCAGCCAGGGGGCUCUGAGGCAGGCAUUGUUUCAAAUAGAACAUGGUAUAUGUUCCCAGUGCAAGCUUGACUGCUGCAAGCUUGUCAAAUAUAUUAAACCCCUAGGCAAGCAAAACAGAGAAGCAUACAUCAGGAAUGUUGCUCCAAAUAUUGCAAAUAGAAGGAAACUGCUAGGAAAGCUUGUCCAAGAGCCAACCGAGGGAAAUGCUUGGCAUGCAGAUCACAUAAUACCUGUAUAUAAAGGAGGAGGGGAAUGUACACUUGAGAAUAUGAGGACUCUAUGUGUGGCUUGUCAUGCUGAGGUCACUAAAGCUCAGCAGAAGGAGCAAAAAAAACUAAGAAGGGAGGCGAAAGAGCUUCUGAGAAAUGCAAUGAAGCAGCAGAAGGACGAUGCAAGUGAAGCAACAGGAGACGACAAUUCUUUAUUGGUUGCUGUUCCUGGCAGUGCCUACUCCUUAGUACUUGAGGCUCCUCAUACGCCUACAAAAUAGGUCAUGUAUACACAUGGAAUGCAACCAGGCAUUGUUGUUAUAAUGUUUGUAUUUUAAGUUGUACUCUGGUACCAUCUUCAGCCAUGUUUUGUUUUCAACUGUGGAAAGUUUGCAGAAUCAUGUAAAGGUGCUGGGGAAGUUUUUUUUGGGCCCAAAUGCAACCAACUUGUUGUGAGCUGUCUGUAGGAAUCGGGCAAUCUUGUCGUAUGCUGCUGUAAGAAGUUUUUUUUUUUCAAUUUCAAAUGCUGGAUGCAAUCUUGUAACUAUGUCUGUGAGCGACAUGUUGAGGCCAUUUGCCCUGGUACUUCA